AUCGAGGGCGGUGCAGCCUGGUCUUACAGCACUUCUCCACAUCCCAUGAAUUACAGCGAUGCAAGUGCCUAUUGUCAGAGACAGUACACACACCUAGUAGCAAUCCAAAACAAAGAAGAGAAUAACUAUUUGAACUCCCUGUUAAACUAUUCAUCAAGUUACUACUGGAUUGGAAUCAGAAAGGUCAAUGGUGUGUGGACUUGGGAAGGGACCAAUAAGCCUCUGACAGAAGAAGCUAAGAACUGGGCCCCAGGAGAACCAAACAAUAAGAGAAAUGAUGAAGACUGUGUGGAGAUCUACAUCAAGAGAGAGAAGGACACCGGCAAGUGGAAUGAUGAGAGUUGCAGCAAACCCAAGUUUGCCUUGUGCUACACAGCUGCCUGUACGAAUGCAUCCUGCAGUGGUCAUGGGGAAUGUGUGGAGACCAUCAAUAACUAUGCUUGCAAAUGUGAACCCGGCUUCGGUGGUCUCACCUGUGAGCAAGUUGUGGCCUGUGAACCACAGAGGGACCCUGAACAUGGGAGCCUGUCUUGUAUCCAUCCUUUGGGGAACUUCAGCUACAGUUCUUCCUGCUCUGUCACCUGUGAUGAGGGUUACCUGCCCAGCAACACGGGGGCCACUUGGUGCACCUCCUCUGGGGAGUGGAGUGCCCGCACCCCGGCCUGCAAUGUGGUGGAGUGUGGUGCUUUGACAAGUCCUGCGAAAGGAACUGUGGAGUGUUUCCCAAAGGCUAGCAGCUUUCUAUGGAACACGACCUGUGCAUUCAACUGUGAAGAAGGCUUUGAACUACAGGGCUCCUCGAGUCUCCAGUGUACCUCAUCUGGGAAUUGGGACAAUGAAAUGCCAACUUGUAAAGCUGUGACCUGUGGUGCCAUCAGCCAGCUACGGAAUGGCUCUGUGGUCUGUAACGACUCCCCUGCUGGACAGUUGGCCUUCCGGUCCUCCUGCAGUUUCGCCUGUGACCAUGGCUUUAGGUUGCAGGGACCAGCUCAAGUUGAAUGCACCUCACAAGGGCAGUGGACACACCAAACCCCAACUUGCAAAGCUUUGCAGUGCAAAGCCUUGACCAAGCCAGAAAGAGGCUACGUAGAAUGUUUUCCUAGUGACUCUGGAAUAUUCCAAAAUGGCUCCAGCUGUGAAUUUUCAUGUGAGCAGGGAUUUGUGUUGAAAGGACCCAAAAAUCUCCAUUGUGGACCCACAUGGGAAUGGGACAGUGACAAACCUACAUGUGAAGCUGUGAAAUGCGAUGCUGUCAGCUCACCCCACAGUAGCUUCAUGGAGUGUACCCACCCUCCUACUGGAAAAUUCACCUCCAAGACCUCCUGCACCUUCAGCUGUAACAAAGGCUUUAAAUUAGAUGGAUCAGCUCAACUUGAGUGCACAUCUCAGGGACAAUGGACAAAGGAGGUCCCCUCCUGCCAAGCUGUUCAGUGUUCACGCCUGGCAGUUUCUGAGAAGAUGAACAUGAGCUGCAGUGGGGAGCCCGUGUUUGGCACCGUUUGUACCUUUGUGUGCCGCGAAGGGUGGAUGCUCAACGGCUCUGCAGUGCUGACGUGUGGUGCCAGGGGACACUGGUCUGAGAUGCUGCCCAGCUGUGAAGCUCCCACUGAGUCCAACAAUCCUUUGGUGGCUGGACUUUCUGCUGCUGGAACAUCAUUUUUGACAGUGGCAUCCUUUCUCCUGUGGCUUCUGAAACGCCUUCGGAGGAAAGUAAAGAAAUUCGUGCCUGCCAGCAGCGCCUUCACCCUGCAAGCAGAUGACAACAGCCAAGCUCUUGUGGAGUUGCUUUAA
Molecule: messenger RNA, 1791 nt
Organism: Elephantulus edwardii (Cape elephant shrew)
Lineage: Eukaryota; Metazoa; Chordata; Mammalia; Macroscelidea; Macroscelididae
Product: E-selectin-like
Exons: 11
Coding region: 46-1791 (581 amino acids)
Biological process (GO): response to cytokine; leukocyte tethering or rolling; heterophilic cell-cell adhesion
Cellular component (GO): external side of plasma membrane; membrane
Molecular function (GO): oligosaccharide binding; sialic acid binding
Source: RefSeq, a predicted model, not a curated record